AUGGAUAUGGACACCUAUCCGAUGGACUAUCCGAUGUCAUCGUUGCUAAUGGCACCGCACGGGAAUGACGGCGCCAAUAGUUUGGGUAAAAUCAAUUCAUUUACCAUCACUUGCGAGUUUCUCGAUUCUCUACGCACAUCAGCAAACAGAUCGGAUGGUGCAUUUGCUACUACCCCCAACUUAGAGCAUCUUCAUGAUUUCUGCCUUCCAGCAUUGCGAUUCGACCGUUCGAUGGGCAACAUCUUCCAAGCCUCUCCACUUGUGAAUCCUAGUACCAUGGACAAUUCGUCUACUAGUCGGGACAAGGAACAAUGGCGGGUCCUUUCGUGGUUCGUCUGGAAAAUCGACGGUUAUCGUGACAAGCUUCAAGAAUGCCUUAAAGAAAACAUACCGCCUGGCUUGAAAGACUGGUUGACAAAACACAAUGACUCUACGGAAAUACGGAAUGUUGGGUUGCGAGGUCUUGGUGACAUACUACAAGAUAUAAUACCUUCCGAGUUUGACGAGAUCCUCCCUAUUAUGAUAGUCCAGCAUGCGAUUUUUCACUAUACCUGCGAGACCAACACUCUCGGAAGCGUCGAAUCCGCAUUUACUGGGUGGAGGAAUGGGAUUCCUAUAAUCCAGACUCAUCAGUCAAGUCUUGACCUGGUAUUUGAGAGGUUAAAGUUGGCUGAUCGAUCUUCUGGGAACGCUCAACUUGCUCGACCCCACAUCCAAACGCCCCUUUUCGAGACAGGCAGUAAAUUUACACACCUUGACAUUACCUCUUAUCCGCAGUCCAUUACCGACAGCUCUUUAUAUCCACCUAGGCCCCUUAUCUCCAGCCCGGAACCAAAUCCAUGGACCUUACCAGGGGGUCAAAGCUUUGCUACUGGUCCUGACGAUAGAUACUUGACAGGCUACGCCAUGGAGAAUAUCCCGAAGCUCAGCUAUUAUGACCCAUCAAGGAUAGAAGUUCCCGUGUCUUUCACCCCCGCGGCGAACUUAAACAUGUCCUUUUGUACAACCGAGAUAAAUCCUUCGGCAUUCCAGAACCAGGCUCAUCAACGCGUGGGACAAGCAUAUGGAUUAUCCCCGUCGCCUGGUUAUUCGCAAUACGAAAACGGCAUGAGCUCAAUGUCUCUCAGAAGUUCUACGCCUUUCACUGUUUUUAUGAAGUUUAUAGACAACUUUACAAACCAGGGUGGCUUGCCUCACCUUUUCUCCAAAGGAUCCAUCCGCUGGACUAAACGACCGUUGACUGUGAACGCUAUGGUUACCGAGAAACUAUUCUUCAAGAAUACCGAAAACUUAUUCUUUGAUCCGCUGAGGAACUUGGUUUCGCAGUCGGUACAGGAUCCGAUAAUUCAAGCCAUAAUUUCGACCACAUCAUCACUAAUCUUGCUGGGCGGGUUGCAUUCACUUCCAGAUGUUGCCGACUAUAUGAUCAGUCUAGGAAUACACUUAUUACCCAGUCCCGAUUUGUGUCGCGACUUUGCUCGGAUAAUACUGCAGACCUGUCCUGAAGCUGGCGCAACAAAUACCCCAGGGAGGUCCCCCCGAGGUCGCGGACAGUAUCAGAGCCAGAGCAUUGAGAAGCGCAUCGAGGAAAUAGUGAAGAGCUACAGCGGGGCGUAUCACCCGGCGCACCUAUUCCAGUCUCAUAACACUCAGAGAAGCCAUCGCACGUUGCAUCCUAGGCAACACAUAGUUACUUCGCAAGCAAGCAGUAGCCAGCCCACGCCGUCGAUAGUCGAUUCGGUAGGAAGCAAUGGGCAUAACUUCAUGGAUAACGGCGCCGACACAUCCAUCAUGACAAGUACCACCAUACCAUCCCUAACCAGCACCGCGCAAUGCGAAGAGUGCGGUAAAACCUUCACUGGUAAACACGUCAGCUCGCACUUAUCCCGCCAUAAACGACAGCACCGGAACAUCCACGUAACGAUCGAGUGUCCGUACUGCGGCAAGCUGUUCCGCCACGUACGCACCGACAACAUACGGACACACUACCGGAACGUCCACGGGCACGAGCUGCCCGAGAACGGAAAGGAGUACUGGUCGCAGCUCACAAGUACAACGCAGCUCAGCGGCCGGAACGACUUGAAUCUAUAG
This is a messenger RNA of Daldinia caldariorum, 2091 nucleotides long. RefSeq lists its product as uncharacterized. The coding region runs from base 1 to 2091 and encodes 696 amino acids. The transcript is spliced from 5 exons. Lineage: Eukaryota; Fungi; Ascomycota; Sordariomycetes; Xylariales; Hypoxylaceae. The record is from RefSeq and is a predicted model, not a curated record.